AGACGUUCUGAUGGUUACACACGCUGCGUAGUUGGCAUGUCGAUAAUAUAAUCUCAGUAAAUGCGAUACUUCGAACACCCUUGUUGGGUAGCUUUGCUCCGGCAGUACCGUACCUAGGUGUAUGGUUAGGCUGGUUUCUGGCUAGCUUUCCUACCUAAUCUAUUUCCUUUCAACUACCCUCUUUCCCUUGCCCAAACAACUUCUGUCUUGAGAUACAGAACAACAAAAUCUAACUUAAAUCGACUAUUACACGGAUUCUUCCACUUACAUCAUUUACGACUGACACUAUGAGACAUAUAAGGAAGGGUUUCUCUAGGAUCAAGGGCAAGUGGAAGUCACAAAGGGGCGAUUCCCUGACAGCUAGUAGAGUAUCUUCACCACAACCACUUGAGAACUUCGUUGGAGCUACUCGAAGCCUGGAUAUAGACAUCCGCCCUAAUGCUAACGCAAACGACUCUGAGCCGUCUGAUUUGGCUGUUCUCGUUCCUGCCGCAACUACAACCUCGCCAGCCGCUACGAAAGAGAUCUCAGCGCCUACUUCAGUCCCAACCGUCGAUGCAGUAUCGAUCAAAACUGAGAACGAUGUCUGGACUGCCGCAUACAAUAAGUUCGCUGCUCGAGAAGAGGGCCUCGCUAAGGACUACAGAACACACUUGACCACCAUCACCGGUACUCUGUGCUGGGGUUCCGACUGGGCAAGGUCAACUGUCGAGCAACUGCAGAAAGACAGAGAGAAUAGACAGUGGCAUUUCACUUUUCUCGGCAAAGACAUAAAUAUUCGGACACAAGCUGAGAAGUUGUUGAAGGUCCUUGUAUGGAGCAAUGGUAUCGUUAAGGAUGCCCUGAGUGCGCAACCAUACGCGGCAUUAGCUUGGUCCGGUGUCUCGAUUCUUCUUCCAGUAUGUAAAGUCCACCGGGAUUUCACGCAGAUUCUAAUUGGGAUACAGCUUCUAGGGAGCGCUACUACUCAGAACGAGGCCAUGUUUAAAGGCUUUGAUGCAAUUACCCGCAUCCUGAUCUACUGGCAGUCUUAUCAAGACACAUUCCCUUAUCAGAGCUGCUCCCACAGUAGUGUUAUACUACGGAAGAGUCUAAUUGAUUUGUACUCCUACAUUUUCGAAUAUCAAGCCCUGAUCAUAUGCCAUCUAUCAAGCGCACAGUUAUCUCGUGCAUGGAAGGCACUCGCUGGUGGUGAUGAAUGGGAAAAGAAGUCCUCCGAUGUGGAGGAGCGGAGCAACCAUUGUAAAGGCUUGAUGGACAUUACUCAGCGUGAAGACACUCAGUGCAAGAGCGAUCACUAUCUGGAGCAGGUGGAUAGGUCAUUUGAAGUACUUCAGCAGAUCAUUGCGAGUUUGAAUGAGCAGAGAGAGGAAAGACGAAAUGACCGCCAACGCGAACUACUUGCCGACCUAGCAAUAAAUCACGAGGAAUUCAAGGACAGGAAUCCUAAGAAGGUCGAAAACACAUGCAAGUGGUUCUUAGAAGACUCGAGCUUCCGGUCGUUCCGUGAAAGUCACGAGUCAAGCUUCCUCUGGGUGUCAGCUGGGCCUGGAUGCGGAAAAUCGGUGCUUACGAAAUCUCUGAUCGAUGAGCGGCAGUUUUCUACUACUCCUGCGACCUCUGUUGUCUGUUACUUUUUCUUCAAGGAUGAUGACGAGGGACGUAACCGCAGCGCCAAUGCUCUGUCUGCCAUCGUCCAUCAGCUUUGCAUACAAGAUCUGACUGGCAAAUUCACAAAUCACGCCCUAUCUCAACAUAACCAGUGCGGCAAGAAACUAGCUACAAAUUUCCCUAAACUUUGGGAUACCCUCCUUCAUUGCGCCAAUACCCCGAACGCGGGAGAGAUCAUCUGUGUUCUUGACGCCCUAGAUGAAUGCAGACAAGACGAUAGGAACGAAUUGAUCAACAGGCUGAAGGAUUUGUUUUUUCAGGCGCGGUCGUCGUCGAGCUUCACUCAAAGACUGAAAUUUUUCGUCACGAGUCGACCUUACGAUACGAUCGAGAGAUUGAUCGAGAGCUUUCUGAACUCUUCGAGUUUGAGGAUUGAUGGAGAAGAGCACUCAGUUGCCAUCAACCAAGACAUAGACCGUGUCAUUGACGCCAAGCUCCCUGAACUGAUCACCCAUUUUUCACCACGUGACCAGCGCCUUGUUUCUGAGCGCCUCAAAAGCAUGAACAAUCGUACCUAUCUCUGGCUACGCCUGACCUUCUACAUAAUAGAGAAUAACCCUAGUGAUUAUUACGAAUCCUCUGAUGUGACGACUCUACUGGACCAGCUUCCCAACGAACACUCUAAGGCGUAUGAGAAAAUCCUCGAGCAAAAACAUACAAAGCAUACUCGGCAUAUUUUCCAGCUAAUGCUCGCUGCGAAGGAAUCUCUGAGCGAAAGAGAAGCAUUGUGUGCAUUCGAAAUGAUAACGGAGAACCCACCUGUUUCACACUCAGAGCUCGAGGAGGGCAUACAUAACAUUGACCCUUUUAAGAAAAUGGUGAAGAAUUCAUGUGGGCUGCUCGUUGAUUUCCACGAUUCGAAACUGUCCUUCAUUCACCAAACCGUGAGAGAGUUCCUGACUGGGAAUUCGGAAGAGGGUGGUGAAUCGAAAUGGGCAGGGACGUUUAAGCUGCCUGAAUGUCAUAGUGCAAUGGCGCUUUCUUGCAUUCAAUACCGAUCCCUUCUGGAGCUAAAUUCACCCACUGAAGGUCACGAACAGAACGACAAUACGCAGUACUCUUGGCCCUUCUUGGAGUAUGCACGCGUAUUCUGGUACACCCAUUAUUUAGAGGGAUUUCAUGGUCAAUACCUGCUUACAAAAGCUCGCGAUUUAUACCGCAUGCGUAAUAGUAUCGGAUGGCUUAAGAUGUGGUUUUGCGGAGAAUGUGAGCUGGAAUACGAUCUGGCCGAACGAACCUCAAGAGACUUAUUCAUGGCGGUUGCACUCAGAUUGAAGUCCGUAGUCCAUGCCUUGCUCGAUGAAAAGGCCGCCAAUGAUCGUGCAGAUCAUAAAUACUAUCAGCCAGCACUGAACUUUGCAUGCCAAUGUGGCCUUUCAGAUAUGCUUGAAGUUCUUCUUGAUAAACCCACCUGUGACGUGAAUUUAUCGGUUGGUCAUAACAGUUGGAGGCCGAUAACUUGUGCCUUAAGUUGGGGAGAUUUGCAGAUACUGAGACUGCUUCUCGACAGGAGGGGGGAGGAAAUUAAGGUCACCGAGAAUGACGUGGUGUGUGCAAUAGAACACCGGGAGCGCGGCCAAGAGUGUAUGGCUCUACUUUGUGAGAGGGUGGGGAAGAAAUUGCAAGUCACAGAGGAUAUCAUGAGAAAGAUACGACUUAAGAGGGAUGAUUACCAGGAGUUUAUGGUGAUGCUCUUGUCGGGAAGCAAGGAGCAAGACCAUUUCGCAGAGGAUGCCAUACAGGCAAUCACGGAUCGUCGAGAGGAUCUUUGCAGAGGGACGCCUGGGGCGGCAGAGAUGAUAAACCUACUGAUUGACAAGCGGGGAGAACUUUCCCAGUUCACGGAGGAUUCCGUAAUGGAAGUGGUCAGGAAUACUGACUGGAAGGUGUUUCUAGAUGUGCUAAUUAAGUUAGAAAGAAUUCAAUGUUCUCAGUCGUAGGUGGAGUUAAGGAGUGGGUAAACUAGGGUCCGAAGAUACCGCUCAAUCGUUUAUGAGAUAGAAC
Xylaria bambusicola is the source of this 3675-nucleotide messenger RNA. RefSeq lists its product as uncharacterized. The transcript has a single exon. Gene Ontology annotation, molecular function: protein binding. The record is from RefSeq and is a predicted model, not a curated record. Bases 288 to 3611 code for a protein of 1107 amino acids. Lineage: Eukaryota; Fungi; Ascomycota; Sordariomycetes; Xylariales; Xylariaceae.